Messenger RNA from Gastrolobium bilobum, 741 nucleotides. RefSeq names its product caffeoyl-CoA O-methyltransferase 5-like. The record is from RefSeq and is a predicted model, not a curated record. Gene Ontology annotation, molecular function: O-methyltransferase activity; S-adenosylmethionine-dependent methyltransferase activity. Bases 1 to 741 code for a protein of 246 amino acids. Lineage: Eukaryota; Viridiplantae; Streptophyta; Magnoliopsida; Fabales; Fabaceae. The transcript is spliced from 5 exons.
AUGGCUUUCAUUAAGGACGAGCAACAAGAGACCCAAAUCCAGAAUGAACUUGGUCACAAAAGUCUCCUUCCGAGCGAUGCACUCAAUCAGUAUAUACUCGAAACCAACGUGUACCCAAGAGAGCAUGAGAGCUUGAAGGAGCUCCGCCAGUGGACAGAAAAACAUCCUCGGAACCGCAUGGCUACAACACCUGAUGGAGGACAACUCAUAAGCAUGCUUGUUAAGCUGAUCAAUGCCAAGAACACCAUGGAAAUAGGUGUCUACACUGGUUACUCUUUGCUCGCCACCGCCCUAGCUCUCCCAUCCGACGGAAAGAUCUUGGCUAUGGACAUUAACCGGGAAUCCUAUGAACUGGGGUUGCCUAUAAUUCAAAAAGCUGGCGUGGCUGACAAGAUUGACUUUAUAGAAGGACCUGCUCUUUCUCUUCUUGACGAAUUGAUCAAAGAUGAAAAGAAUAAGGGAACGUUCGAUUUCAUUUUCGUGGAUGCUGAUAAGGAUAACUACUUAAACUACCACGAGAGGGUGAUUGAGCUCGUGAAGGUUGGGGGACUGAUCGGCUACGAUAACACCCUAUGGAAUGGAUCCGUGGUGACCCCACCUGAUGCGCCUAUGAAUGAUUAUAUUAAGUAUUCUCUUGGUUUUGUGCUGGAGCUGAAUAAAGCUAUUGCUCUUGAUUCGAGGGUCGAGAUUUGCCAGCUUCCAGUUGGUGAUGGGAUUACCUUGUGCCGCCGCAUCAUCUGA